Molecule: messenger RNA, 150 nt
Organism: Dentiscutata heterogama
Lineage: Eukaryota; Fungi; Glomeromycota; Glomeromycetes; Diversisporales; Gigasporaceae
Source: the annotation of a GenBank genome assembly
CUUGAAAACAAUCAUGCUGAUUCUUUAGACAAGGCCUGGAAUAAUCAUGCUAUUCGAUUCUUUAGGCAAGGCUUAGAAAUAAUCAUACUAUUCGAUUCUUUUGUAAUUCGCUUUGGUCAAGUAACUGGAUAUGGACUGAUAGAAGAAUAG